ACUUGUUGGUAGUUAUGAUGACAAUUUCUUUGCUCUUAUCUCCUGCUGAUCCAUCCCUGCAUUUGUCCAAGACUCCAAGUCAAGUGAAUGUCGUCCGUGAGAGAGCGAUUCGGCCGGCGGCGAGCACCGCGAUCUUGUUGAGCUAAAGAGUGGGGGAAGCGGCGCCCGCGCCCGACCUACUUUACUCCGAGUCUCUGACUACGCUGUCCGUUGUACACUGCCAUAGGAAUAGCAGACAAGAAAGGGGCGUGUUUCUCUUAUCUCAUAACAUCUAUCCGCUCCUUUCUAUAGAAGAAGGCCACCCUCGUCGCGGGACUUCGCUCGUUUCUGUCCCCUCCCCGUUUGCGUUCUUUGACCUACCCGGCACCCACAAUGGCCCUCACCAGACAAGCAUUUGUCGGCACCUUUAUCCACAGCAAAACAAAGGCCGAGCUUGAAUAUGCCCAUGAGACGGUGCUUCUCAUUGACGAGAAUGGCAUCAUUGCCAAAAAGGGUCCUGCUAAGGACUUGUCAGCCUUGAUCACGUCCCUGGGCUGGGAUGAGAGCAGCGUGAAUGUGACACGCAGUCCACCAGGUGGCUUCUUCUUCCCAGGCUUCAUCGACACGCACAUUCACGCCUCGCAAUACCCCAAUGCCGGCAUCUUUGGCAAAUCCACCCUCCUCGCCUGGCUAAAGAAGUACACCUUCCCGCUCGAGUCGUCCCUCAAGGACCUCGCGCGCGCCCAGCGCGUCUACACAGCCUGCGUGAAGCGGACGCUGGCGCAUGGCACGACGACGGCGGCGUACUAUGCGACCAUUGACGUGGACGCGACCAACCUCCUCGCCAAGCUCUGCUUCGACCUGGGACAGCGUGCGCUGGUUGGACGCGUCUGCAUGGACCGACCAGAUCUCUGCCCCGACUUUUACCGCGACGAGUCUGCCGAGGAGGGCCUCCAAAACACAAAAGCGUGCAUCGAGUACAUCCAGCAGCUGAAGGGCAACGGAGACGAUGCCCUCGUGCGCCCGAUCCUCACGCCACGGUUCGCGCCCAGUUGCACAUCAGACUCGAUGCGUGGGCUAGGCGCGUUGGCGAGAGAGAAGGAUCUACACGUGCAGACGCACAUUUCCGAGAACAAGGGCGAGGUCGAGCUCGUCAAGGAGCUGUUCCCGGGGUACGAGGACUACACGGACGUGUACGACCAGCACGACCUGCUCACGCCCCGGACGAUCCUCGCGCACGGCAUCCACCUCUCGGAGCGGGAGGCGCGCGCCAUCGCGGCCCGGCAGAGCAAGGUCGCCCACUGCCCGUGCAGCAACUCGUCGCUCAGCAGCGGGACGGCGCGUAUCCGCUGGCUGUGGCGGCAUGGUGUCGAUGUUGGUCUGGGCACGGACGUGUCGGGUGGUUACUCGCCGUCCGUCCUUGAGGCGGCGCGCCAGGCGGCGCUCGUGAGUCGGCAUGUCUGUAUGAGUACGGAGGACGACGAGGACAAGCUGAGCGUGGAGGAGGUUCUGUAUCUGGCUACGAGGGGCGGCGCCCAGUGCGUUGGGCUCGAGGGUAAGGUGGGUGCUUUUGAGGAGGGCAUGGCCUGGGACGCGCAGCUCGUGCAGUUCCGGAACGUGCCUGAAGGAGAAGAGGAGGAGAUAGGCGACGGUGGUAACGUGGAUGUGUUUGGGUGGGAGGACUGGGAGGAGAAGAUGGCCAAGUGGGUGUACUCUGGCGACGACCGCAACACGGCCAGGGUUUGGGUUCGCGGGCGGCUGGUGCAUUCGAGGGGAUAGACGGCUGAUGACAUGACUACUAGAUCCGAGAUGAUAUGAACUACCUAACAUAAAGAUACUGGGCUUACUGUGCUCGCACCUGGUGAAGACUGGAAGCCGGAU
Emericellopsis atlantica is the source of this 1860-nucleotide messenger RNA. RefSeq lists its product as uncharacterized. Gene Ontology annotation, biological process: guanine catabolic process. Gene Ontology annotation, cellular component: cytosol. NCBI's taxonomy places the organism in Eukaryota, Fungi, Ascomycota, Sordariomycetes, Hypocreales, Bionectriaceae. Gene Ontology annotation, molecular function: guanine deaminase activity; zinc ion binding. The coding region runs from base 373 to 1758 and encodes 461 amino acids. The record is from RefSeq and is a predicted model, not a curated record. The transcript has 2 exons.